AUGUGAUAGCCCUACAUUAGCCUACAUACUUUAAGGUCUCACCCCUUUUUGCUGCCUGUAAUAUCUGACAGGCGUUUAGACCGCGUGCCGCCUCUCCACUAUCGAGAGAGGAUGUUUUAUCUUUAGGACUCUUCACUGUAUCCACCUGAGCCACUUAUCUUUCAGUGGGAAGCCAACGGAUGAGGUUAUACACACAUCAGCAUCACCGCAGGUGUAUCCACAGCAGCACUUUGGAAUCUACACAUUUCACCGCAUCGACACCAUACUUGUGCGCACGUAUGAUAGGGGGUGUUGGUGGCCUAUGAAUGGGGCUGAGCGUGCACCCCACCACCACACCUGCCUCUGCAUCCGUGGGGACUAUGCGUUGCACAACCCUGAAUGCACUAGCCGGUGGUUUGCGAGAACAGGGAAGGGUGCGGAACGUCGGCAGGGGGUCAAGAGGGGCUCAGCAUGCCCCCUCCCUUCCGCAUCGCUGUGCUGGGGGCGCAGGGUGUGGGCAAGACUGCCAUCGUGCAGCGCUUCCUCCACGAUGACUACAGCGAGGCGCCUGUCCCGGCAACCAGCCGUGCCCGCCAGGUCCACCUGUCGGCUGCCGUGCUCAAUGGCCACGUGCACAACUUGCAGAUCACCGACUAUCCUGCAAUCACCAGCUUCCCCUGCAGCUCACUGCAGGAGUGGACAGACACCUGCUGCAGAGGAAUCCGCAGCGCUCACGUCUACAUCCUGGUCUAUGACAUCUGCUGCUUCGACAGCUUCGAAUACGUCAAGACUAUGCGCCAGCAGAUCCUAGAGACCAGGGUGGUGGGCACAGGCGAUACGACCAUCCUGAUUGUGGGAAACAAACGGGACCUGCAGUGGGGGCGUGUCUUCCCCCGUCAUAACGUGUCCGACCUGGUUAGGAAGAACUGGAAGUGCGGCUACGUGGAGUGUUCAGCUAAGUACAACUGGCACGUGCUGCUGCUGUUCGGGGAGGCUAUGCGCAGUGUGGUCUGUGCCCGCUGCAAACACGUGCAUGCCACCAUUCGCUUUCAACGGGCACUGAGGAACGAACGCUGCGCCCUCAUGUGAUUUACUCAGUGACGAGGGACGGGUGCCGGAGUGGCAUUGAGGGCCAUUGGUGCAGAAAACCUCAUUAGGAACAGCUGAGAAUUAUUGAUGAUCACUGUGACUGACUACCAUGAGUGAACACGUUUCUGCGCAAUGUGAAACUACAGAAUUAAACACCCCUCUGUUUUGCUGCUGAUACAU
This is a messenger RNA of Oncorhynchus gorbuscha (pink salmon), 1248 nucleotides long. RefSeq names its product ras-like protein family member 10B. Lineage: Eukaryota; Metazoa; Chordata; Actinopteri; Salmoniformes; Salmonidae. Gene Ontology annotation, molecular function: GTPase activity; GTP binding. The coding region runs from base 451 to 1068 and encodes 205 amino acids. The record is from RefSeq and is a predicted model, not a curated record. The transcript is spliced from 4 exons.